GUCAUGGAGUGAUCGGAGGGUCAGCCGACAUCGCGCUCACGCGGCUGUGCCCCAACCUCUCAUCCGAGCAUAAACUUCAAUGUUUACGGCGAUGAUGCGUGCCGAUCAGAUCCAUGCUUGGGUCCCGCAUUCUUUUACCCCUCCCCAAGAACCCCACCCUCGUGGGCUACCCAUCCACUUCCACUUUUCACGCGCUAGCAAAUCUCUCCGGCGCGACUGAAGGUGUUAGAUGUGCAUUGAAAGCUUUUGUAAAGCUUGAUCACUCCUUUUUUUGCGUUGAACACUCACCAUGGCAAACCCCACAGCCGCUCCGGCGCUUCAGGGGGAGGUGGGAUUGAAAGAGCGCUUCUUCCGCUACUUUCAGCAUGAAGUUACUGCCCUUCAGGAGCAAAUGGCGCGCUUAGACUCCACGGCCUACACGGGCGGCGAGCGCAACGACGCGGUAGACCACUGCCUGGCAGGCAUAGACCGCCUCUCCCACGAAGUCAAAGACGCGUCAAGCUACAUUCCGGCCUAUGAUCAGCGAACAUACAGCGAGGCCAUCAAAGCGCUCUCCGAAAAGCUCCAAAACAUCCGCGACACCUUCAACCCACCCAAGAAAUUCCAAUUCAAAACCGCGCGCAAGAACCCGUCCGCCAUCUCGCUCUCCGACGCCGCCGAACUCGCAAAGCAGAACAAGCUCCGCGUCCCGGGCUACUACAGCUCCGACAUCUCAACCGCCACAUCUUCGUUUGCUCCGACGCCGCUCGACAAGCUAUCACCGAGCGAGGAGAAGAGAGAACAGGAGUUGAUAGAGAAGAAUGAAGCAUUGGGUGCCAUGGAGAACGAGGAUGCGGGGGCCAGUGCAGUGAUUCGGAAACCCUCGUUCUCGAACGCGAGCAGCGUGACGAUUUCGAAUCACAGUGGGUUGCACAUCAUACUGCCUACUUCAGCAUCGCAUGCCACAAGCUCAGGAACGGUGUCAAAUCUCCGGCACUGCGUCGUCGACCUCUCACCGCCCACGACCAACGGUGGCCCCUUCGCGAGCCUCGUGCUCAAGAACAUCAAGACCUCGCUCAUCGUAUGCGGGCGAGUUUCGGGGCCCAUACACAUCACGGGCAUCGAAGAUUGUGUUGUUGUAACGGCAUGUCGGCAGUUCCGUAUGCAUGGCUCAAAGAACGUGGAUGUUUACCUGCACUGCUCGAGCCGACCCAUUAUUGAAGACUGCGAACAGAUUCGAUUUGCGCCGUUACCAGAGACAUAUAGUACUCCCGAGAUCUCAACAACGGCGAAUCAAUGGGAUCAGAUCGACGACUUCAAAUGGCUCAAAUCCGAACCAAGCCCCCACUACAGUAUUCUGUCGGAAGAAGACCGCGUCAGCGAGGGAGUUUGGAAGGACACCGUUCCGGGUGGGCAUAAUGUGAGUCUGGACGACGUGCUGAGAGCUGUCACAGUGCUUCAUUAAGCUCUUACGGCGUAGGGAGCGCUUCACAAAGCCUUUGACAUAGAGUCAUGAUUUCGGCAUGCUGAGAGGUCUAUGUCCGUUAAGCGUUAUGCAUAGGGCAAGUAGCCUGGUGUUUGACUUACACAGUACGUUCUGGCCGGUCUGGAUAGCUUGGUAGAAUCAACCAGGUAUAAACUGUAGGUGCAGUACAGCACCAAGAUGGAGCCUUAGAGAUGAAUUGUUCGCUGCGCCGAUAAAAGUAUCAGACAACGCGAGAUCUGUUCGAAACGUUCAGCACUUUGCGCGU
Molecule: messenger RNA, 1730 nt
Organism: Trematosphaeria pertusa
Lineage: Eukaryota; Fungi; Ascomycota; Dothideomycetes; Pleosporales; Trematosphaeriaceae
Product: TBCC-domain-containing protein
Exons: 4
Coding region: 290-1444 (384 amino acids)
Biological process (GO): tubulin complex assembly; post-chaperonin tubulin folding pathway
Cellular component (GO): cytoplasm
Molecular function (GO): tubulin binding
Source: RefSeq, a predicted model, not a curated record